UGUUCAGAGUUAAAGAACAUGGAUGGAGAUGUGAAUGUAGACAAGCUUGGCCCUGCCGAACUGAAGCAGAGGCUGGAGUUGGUCAAAGGCCGCCUGAACGACAAGAGGCAGAACCUGCAGACCCUCAGAGGCAACAUUAACCACUCAGCUGCUCACAAGAAGAAACAGUUGGAGGUUCGUCUCUUGGAAAAGAUGAAGCUGAACUGCCAAGUGUUCAAGGAGGAAAUUUCCAUGGUACAUCUCAACCGACAGGUGGCCCACCUACAAAAUGCUUUGCAGGAAAGCAAGGUAGUAUUGAUCAAAUUAAAGUGAUUAAACAUCUUUCACAGAUUA
Molecule: messenger RNA, 333 nt
Organism: Seriola aureovittata
Lineage: Eukaryota; Metazoa; Chordata; Actinopteri; Carangiformes; Carangidae
Exons: 2
Coding region: 19-312 (97 amino acids)
Source: RefSeq, a predicted model, not a curated record